This is a messenger RNA of Paramecium pentaurelia, 3016 nucleotides long. NCBI's taxonomy places the organism in Eukaryota, Ciliophora, Oligohymenophorea, Peniculida, Parameciidae. The record is from the annotation of a GenBank genome assembly.
AUGGCUAAUCAGUUUAUUGAAUAUACAUCUUAAGAAUUUUUGCAAUUGCAUUCUUACCUUUUAAAUACCAAUAACAACACCCUUGAAUUAGAGAAAACAGUAAUUUUUCAUAGAUUAUUUCCAGUUCAAGGAAAUAGAAAGAGCUUGCACUACAUUUUCAACAUCUUUAAAAAAAAUAGCAGAACGUCUUCAUGAAUUUGUGAGCAAAGGUACAGGUGAUGAUGACAAUAUCGAAUGUGUUUACUAGUAUUUGAGCAACUUUUUACUUUAAAAUUCUUAAUAGUGGCAAUAAACAAGUGAAAAUCUAAGAAGUGAAGUUUAAUUAUUUUAUUAUUCAUGCCUUAGGUUCUUGAACCAUAUCAACUAAUCAUGAGCAAUUAUAGAAAUAUAAACUUAAAAUUAUCUUAAGAAAUGAAAGAAUAUAUUGGAAAUAUCUAAUCAUUAAAUAAAUAAAUAUCUGAGUAGCAAGAGGAAUAUAUACGUUUAAUGCAAAAUGCAGAUAAAAGUUAAUUAAUUAUGGAAAGAACAGUUGGAGAAAUUGCUAAGGGAAACAAAGGCAAAGAUGAGUUAGUGAGAGCAUCAGAAAGAUAAAUUAAAUUAAAAGAAAUUGCUAUAGAAGCUUAGGAAGAUUAUAAAAAAAUUAUAGAGAAAGGAAAUAAGAAACUUUCAGAUUUUGAUGUAAAAAUUAAAGAUUGGUAUUAAUAAGUAUUUUUAAAUGAUGAAAACAGGUAAAAAUGUAUCAUUUAAAUUAGAAUCAAGUUUUCUAAAUAAAUUAUGUUAUCAUUAAUGAAAAAGUUAACAAAUGAGACUGUCUAUUCUAUAUACUAAGAUAAACUUAAUUAAUUAGAGUUGAGAGUGAUUCAAAAAUAACCUUCGGAUCUAUAACACUAGAUUUAAAGAUUGUUAAAAAAAAGUGGAAGUAAAUCUUAUACUUAUUGAAGCUGAAACAGUUUAAUUCUCAUUAUUUGAUUAAAUUAAUUAUGAUUAAAUUAAGAGAGGAGAAUAGAAGAAAAAUAUGUAAUAUGUUGGAAGUGAAUGGACUUUAAUAGGAGAAUAACUAACUGAAGAAUAAGCUACAAAAAUUCUGUAAUUUAUUAAUGAACUUAUGGAAAAUCAAGAGACUUCAGAUGACAGUACCAAUAAUUCUAGAAAUAGAUCGUAUUCAACAUCUUCAACAAAAUCAAAUUAAUUUUUGUCACAUGAAUAUCUAGGAGUUAAAUAAUUAAUGUCAAAAUAAUCAGCUAGAUAAUUCUUAAACAAUUUAUUAUCAAAGGAGAUUGAAAAGAGAAAAGUCAAAUAAUUAAAUUUAUCAGAAGAUUCUUUUAAUGAAGUUAGUGCUAUAUUUAAACAUGUAUUCUUAAUUUUAGAUGCAGAAUUUGAUGUAGAAGAGUUCUAUAUCUUUUUAUAAUUAUCAUAUAAAAUUGUAAAAGGAGAGAAUUCUCAUCUUAUAUCAAGCUUUACUAAAUUAGAUAUUUGGUAAAAUAAAUAGAAAUGGAAAUCCUUAUAUGAACAUAUUAAAUCAACUAAAUUUUAAUAAAAACAUAUUAUAGAUCAAUAAUUUAAUAUAGUUAAAAAAGGAUAUGGGUUGAUUAGUAAGGGAUUAAAGAAAAUUACUGGGGUUGUUUAAGGUUAAUAAUAUUCAGAAAAAGAAAAAUAUUAAUAAUAAAAAUACAGUGUAUUACAUGAGAUUGCCACAUUCCUAAGUGAAUUAAAUGUCUCUCCUUAACUAGGAACAGAUGUAAUAUUAGAACUUGCAUUUCAUUCUGAUAUUAAAUUAGAAAAGGUGUAAUUAGAAAAACUAUUAUAAAUAUUAGAAGAAAAAAAUGCUAUUACAUUUAAUUAAAAAUAUUCUUCAGGUUUGGGUAUUAAAUAACGUAAGGAAGAUAAACAUAAAAGAAAUGGAUUAAAUAAUCCUUAAUUAAGAUUGAUUUAUUCAAUCAGAUUAUCUAUUAAAUAUUUGUCAUAUAAAGAUAAACCCUAUUAAUUAUUACUAGUAUCAAAAGCCUUUAAAUUUCAUUUAAGAUUUGCUAUAGAGAAAUAUUACAUUAUUCAUAAUAGUCUACCAUAUAUGGAACAAACUCAAUAUUAUAGAGCAUAAAAUUUGAAGGUUUACCUCAGAAUUGAUCAAAAUCAUAUGGAUUAUGCUAUAAAAAAAUCUGAAGCUUAAUAGGAAAUAUAAUAAUAUGAAGAAAUUAUUACUAUGGAUGUUUAAAGAUCUUUACAAUUACAUUUUGAUAGGGUUCCUUCAAGUAAACUACAAUCAUUCCUCAGAACAUAUGCAUUUCAUAAUAAAGAAGUUGGAUAUUGUUAAGGAAUGAAUUAUAUUGUUGGAUAUUUGUAUUUAACAUUUGAAGAUGAGGAAGUAACAUACAUAGUGUUUGAUUAUAUUAUGAGAAAUUAUUUUUCUUAAUAUUUUGAAAAUGAAUUUGAAAUGCUGGUAUUAAUAUUAUAUUUAUGAAUUAGAAAAAAGUAUUUUACCAAUAUGAGAGAUUGCUGUUUUUAUUUUUACCUAAUUUAUAUCAACACUUUAAAAAAGUAAAUUUAAUUAAUUAUGAAAGUAAAAAGUUGAUGCAUCUUACUAUUUAACUGCUUGGUUUAUCACUGUAUUCACUUAAGUAUAUUAAUUUACCUUACAGUCAGCAUUAUUGAAUAUUAUAUGGGAUAUAUUCAUUAUUCAAUAAUGGAAAGGUAAAUAUUAAAAUAAUAAAUUUUAGGAUUUUAUAAAUGUGUUUUAUUUUUAUUAUAUUUUUACUAAAAAGAAUUAUUACAAUUAGAAUUUGAUUAAAUUCUUCAUUUUUUGAGUGAAAUUAUAAAAAAUGAAUUAUUUAGUCUUAAAACAGAAUAUUAAGUUUAAGAAUACAUUUGUACAAAGUUAAAAAUUCCAUCAAAACCUCUAAAAGGAAUAAUCGUUAAUUAAUUCCAUGUUACGAAUAGUCUCUUAUAAUAAUUGGAAUAGGAGUUUAAUUGCUUUUCAACAAACUUUGAUUCAUAAUUAAAAUAGUUCAAAUACAAAUGA